ACUUUUGUUGUUGAUUCAUGAACUAAAAAAAUUCUCAGAAACCGAAAGAUUGGUUCUCCGACUCGAGUUUGAGUUUGACUGCGAACUGCGACUGUCCGUACGUCAGUCAGGGAGAGUUCUAGAUAAGGUAUAUUGAAGUCGCAGUAAGAAGACUUCUGAUUCAAAUAGUUAACCUUCUAUACCAGUGUGUAUAAAGGUUUAGAGCAGUACAAUGAAGUUUUUAACCCUAUUGACAGUUUCCCUUUUGGGCUUAGCCAAUGUGGCUCAAUGUGAAUUUUGCUACAAUGACGUUGUUCGAUCUUGUGGAGCAAUUGGUGGCGACAUUGGCAACUGCAACUCCAACUACUCCGGAGUCAACACAGUGUCAUCAGACCUGCAGCACUACGCAGCCACCCACUUGGAACAGAACUGGAAGUACUUGUUGAUGUCAGCCUAUUUCAACAACUAUGAAGCUAACCGAGAGGGCUUCAGUAAGCUGUACCGCAAGCUGGCUGAUGAUGCAUGGGAGGACACUUUGGACAUUGUCAAGUACAUGGCAAAACGUGGCUUUAACAUGGACUACAACAUAACUCCGAGGAGGAAGGUCCAGAUCCAGUCAUACAAGAUGUCCGAGCUGAGCAGUUUGGCCACUGCUCUUGAUAUGCAGAAGGUGUUGGCCGAGACAGCCCACGAGAUCCACAGUGAAGUGACCGUGCGCAAGAAGACCUUCCAUGAUGCAGAGACCAUCAACUUCUUGGAGACAGAGUUUGUUGCCAAGCAUGCUGACAGUAUCCGAGACCUGGCCGGCCACGCUAACGACCUUCAUCAACUCAUCAAGGGCAACAAAGACCCCAGCCUUGCUAUCUAUCUGUUUGACGAACAUCUCAAGAAAGUGGUUGGGUAAAAGAAUAACUGCACACCUAUGUAUUUUAUUGUGAUAACUAUUGUAGUUUCUAGCUUGUGUUCAUUCUUCCUUUGGUAGACUUAAUUGUUUUAAUUUUCCAUGACCUGAGGAUUUAAUAGUCAAUUUACGAAUUUCAGUUUAUCACUUUAAUGUAAUUUAACCAUUUAUCUAGUGAGAGUUAAGGCCAAUUGUAGAUUUUAGGCUCUAAUGACACUGUUAUUUUUGUAAACGUUUAGCUUAAGGUUAAAUAAAGUGUAAAUUUUCAAAA
This is a messenger RNA of Macrosteles quadrilineatus (aster leafhopper), 1151 nucleotides long. It is a transcript of the gene Fer2LCH, whose product is annotated as ferritin heavy chain. The transcript is spliced from 7 exons. Bases 212 to 883 code for a protein of 223 amino acids. Gene Ontology annotation, cellular component: cytoplasm. Gene Ontology annotation, molecular function: ferric iron binding; ferrous iron binding. The record is from RefSeq and is a predicted model, not a curated record. NCBI's taxonomy places the organism in Eukaryota, Metazoa, Arthropoda, Insecta, Hemiptera, Cicadellidae. Gene Ontology annotation, biological process: iron ion transport; intracellular iron ion homeostasis.